CUCCCGCCCCCCCCCAAACUCCGAGCAGAGGGCGGCUUUGCGACAGCCGUAAGUGAGGGAGCUUGCGUCGCCGGCGGACCGACCGACGCUGGAAGCGGAGGAAGAAGCGGCCGCGGCGGAGGGGCUCUGCCCAUUGGCCAGUUUGAGCUGCGAGAUGAGGCCACAGCAGCCGCCUGUUGCCAGCAAAGUCUUCAUCCAAAGGGACUACAGCAGUGGCACGAGGUGCCAGUUCCAGACCAAAUUCCCCCCAGAGUUGGAAAACCGGAUUGACAGGCAGCAAUUUGAAGAAACUGUACGGACCCUGAAUAAUCUUUACGCCGAAGCGGAGAAACUCGGGAGCCAGUCCUAUCUGGAAGGGUGCUUGGCUUGCUUGACUGCCUACACUAUAUUUCUGUGCAUGGAGACCCAUUAUGAGAAGGUUCUGAAGAAAAUUGCCAAGUACAUUCAGGAGCAGAACGAGAAGAUCUAUGCUCCACAAGGCCUCCUCUUGACUGACCCCAUUGAGAGGGGACUAAGAGUUAUUGAAAUUACCAUCUAUGAAGACAGAAGUGUGAGCAGUGGAAGAUAAACCUUUGAUAUCAAAGGGACCAGCGAAGCUCGUUUCCUUUCUUCUGUCCUAACACCUUCCCCUCUGCUUCCCUGAACUCCACAGUGCCAUUUACACAAGGACUCACUUUUCAGACCCUCGUUCUUUCGUGGGGGAACCCCAGCCCAGCUGGGCAGCCUCUGUCUUGCUUUGUUGGGCCUGAAGCUGCAGCGUUCCCUCAGGCAGGAGGCCAACCGGGGAUGACCUCAAGGCGGUGGGACUCUCUCGGUGGACUUUGGGCUUCUAUCGGCUUCCGGAAAAAGAAAGCAACACUGUGUGGCGUUUUGGAAAAUGAGGCCUAUCCUUACGAAGUACAACCUGCUGAUUGGUGAAAAAGGGACCCAGGCCCCCAUCUUCCCGACUGACUCCAUUAAGAAACCGCAAAGCGUUUUUAUUUUUUACUGCUGACGUGUUUUGGAGCCGCCUGUUCUCAAUGUACAGUUCACGAGAAGAAUCUGUGAGCCGUGUGUUAAAACAUGAGGAAAACGCAGCAGCCCCAAAUAUGUCGUGUUAGCAGAAGUGUCACUUCUCGGCUCCUCUCCACCCUUAAAUGUUGAAUCUGUAAAUGUAGGUAAUGAAUAUGGCUUUGGAGUUUUUUAUAGAUGUUUUAGUUUAGGGCAGGCCGGUUUAGGGCCAGUUAGAAAUGGUGUUCAGUCCGCCAGCUUUUUCCUUUCACAGAUGUCGUCUCUGCAGUACUUCUACUUGUGCUCGACAUUCCAGCGUGAUGCUUGCAAAAAUAUCUGGAACAUUUUACACCCCCCCCCCCGUCUCAAAAAAAUCCAAUAUCCUUUGUUCCAUUCCCUCUUCUCUGUCCAGUGUGGGUUUUACUCCGUGUAUCUCUUUGACUCUAAAACGGCAAAGUAAUUCUCUGUGGAGGUUGCUAUCUCUCGUGACAAGGUAUUAAGGAAUUUGCCAAACAAGACCAGUUUUAAAAUUGGUGGCACAGGUGGGUUUUUUUGUCUUUGAGCAAUAGGAGAGGCGCCAAAUAGUGGAUCAAGGUUUUCAGGUGUAUAAUUCUUAAAUCCCGUUCCUUCAUGGUUUUCUUUAUCCUGUCUAAAAGUUUAAUAUUUGAAAUAUAUAGAUACUUGUGAGUUGUUUUUUCUAAUCUGUAACAGUAUUUUGCCUUUUGCACCCGUUACAAUUGACUUUGGGAAAUAAUGGCUUAGUAACCUUUUUUCUUAAAUAAAUUGUCAUUUGCUAGCA
Crotalus tigris (Tiger rattlesnake) is the source of this 1789-nucleotide messenger RNA. RefSeq names its product golgin A7 (gene GOLGA7). Gene Ontology annotation, biological process: peptidyl-L-cysteine S-palmitoylation; protein targeting to membrane; Golgi to plasma membrane protein transport. The record is from RefSeq and is a predicted model, not a curated record. The coding region runs from base 155 to 568 and encodes 137 amino acids. Lineage: Eukaryota; Metazoa; Chordata; Lepidosauria; Squamata; Viperidae. Gene Ontology annotation, cellular component: palmitoyltransferase complex; Golgi stack. The transcript is spliced from 6 exons.